UGUAGGGGCGGCUCAGGUGGAUGCGGGGGGCGGCGUGAGGCCGCGGGGGGAGGCGCGGAGCGGAGGGACGGGGGCUCUUCCCCCGCCUCGGGAGGCGGCGGGGGCUCGGGGGGCAGCGCUCGGCGGGCUUCCCGCAAGGGUGAAUUGGAUUAAUUCGCUUUUUUUUAAAGGGGGGGGGAGGUUUGCGCUCCUUUCCCCCCCCCCUUCGCCGUGCAGAAUUGGCGCCGGCAAGAGGCCGCUGUGGCAUCGCGUUUGGCGUCCUUCCCACCCCCUUCCCCUCGGUUUCGCUCCUGGAGGAGUUGCUUGUUGAGGUUUUGGUUGUUUUGGUUUUUUUUUUCCGAUAGUUUUUUUUUUUUUUAAAAUACGAACCUGCGUCUUGAUUUUUUUUAAACAAACAAACAAACUCGCUCCCCCCCCCAAUAACCCCCCUCCGCACACAAGCCUGCCUCUGAGAGGGAAAUAGCCAGGUGGAAUCUCACUCUGUUUCCAUGGACAACCCGUCCAUUAUCACCCAGGUGACUAACCCCAAAGAGGAGGAGAUCCUGUCCUGCACUCAGGAUAAAGUGUCCCAAUGUAAUAUCAGCUUGAAGAAGCAGAGGAGUCGAAGUAUCUUUAGCACCUUAUUCUGCUGCUUUCGUGACUACAAUGUCGAGCCACCAUCCACCAACAGCACCAGUGCUCUGCCUCCUUUGGUGGAGGAGAAUGGAGGACUUCAGAAGGGUGACCAGAUGCAGGUCAUGCCUAUACCAAGUGGAAUUUACUAUUUCCACGGGACUGAAGCAGUGCAGCAGUCGUUCCACUACAAGCCACCAGCUAAAUACCUCCUGCCAGAACUGACAGCAUCAGACUAUGGGAAGAAGUGUGUGGUCAUUGAUUUAGAUGAAACUUUAGUGCACAGUUCAUUUAAGCCAAUUAGCAAUGCUGAUUUCAUCGUUCCUGUUGAAAUUGAUGGAACCAUACAUCAGGUUUAUGUAUUGAAACGACCACAUGUGGACGAGUUUCUUCAGAGGAUGGGAGAGCUCUUUGAAUGUGUACUCUUCACAGCCAGUCUAGCCAAGUAUGCAGACCCAGUAGCUGACUUACUGGAUCGCUGGGGUGUGUUCAGGGCAAGGCUCUUUAGAGAAUCCUGUGUUUUCCACCGAGGCAAUUACGUGAAGGAUCUGAGUCGACUGGGCCGUGAGCUGAGUAAAGUUAUUAUAGUAGAUAAUUCUCCUGCAUCUUACAUCUUCCAUCCUGAAAAUGCAGUGCCUGUGCAGUCCUGGUUUGAUGACAUGACAGACACAGAGCUGCUAGAUCUUAUUCCUUUCUUUGAAGGACUAAGCAAAGAGGAAGAAGUUUACAGUAUGCUUCAUAAACUCUGCAACAGGUAGCCCUUAACUCUGACUGACUCCUGCUCCUAGAUUGCAGUGCUAGAGGCUGUCUCCAUCUCUUUCAGCUCUUUCAAAUGUAAGCUUGGGGAGGUCACCCCAGUCAGAAGUGCUACUCUUGAUCUUCCUGUUACAUUGGACACGAAGGACAAUCAUGAGUGAUGCUAUUAAGCCUUCAGAAGCCUGACUCCUAAGGUCAUGUGUUCAGACUACUUUUUUAAAGGAAAAAAAAAAAAAAGCUAUUUUAAAUGGGACUCUUUUAAUUAAUUUCAUAAAUGGACAUCUUUUACUGGAUCAGCUUUUCUUAAAACAUGCCAAAAAAAAAAGAAGCUUGUAUUUCAGCAGUUGAAUUUCUCUCCCUUUCUUCCCCUCCCACUAUGCAGACAAUUUUACCCCCCUGCUUAGAGCAGUUGACCUGACUCUGAAUUUUUUCUUACAGAAUGAAGUGCCUUUUUGAAUGUUAUUUUAAGAUAAAAAUUCAUUUUUGUAUAAGACGUAUUUCCAGACAUCUUUUAGUCUUGUAUUGUCUAAAUGCUUUAAAAGGAAAAAGGAAAAAAAAAAUUUAUAGAGCACUGUAAUAUAUAACAAAGGAAAAAGUUGAAAGCAAGAUGCUGGGUUCCUGUCUCCACGAUGACAGUGAGUUGUGUUACACUUUGUCAUGCUCAGAAGGUUCAGGCGGUCGUGGGAGGGGUGAACUGGGGUCAUUAACAUGGUUGUUUCACUGAUGAGGAUUUUGGGCACAGUUUUAAAACAUAUCUGCAGUUGUUUUGAGUGUUUAGGGAGUGAUGGAGUUGAGGAAAUGAGGUGGCUGAUAGACCUAAAGCACCUUUAAUGCAGACAGAUGAAGUUCUGCUGUCUCUGCUCACGCACAACUGCCAUGCCUCUUCUUUUUUGGAAAACCAUUCUCUUGGGAGAACAGCAAGGAGAUCUAUUUAUUAGCUUCAGAUUCUUUUCUCAAAACAACCCAUCUGGGGAAGCUGGAUCUACAUUGAGCUGUUUGGAGUACUUUUUUCUUUUCAUUGCUGCUACUGUAUACUCACCAAAUGGAGUUGACCAUCGGCUGUUAUACUGUUUUUGCCACUGUGCCUGUGCUAUGAGACAUGUUCUGUAAGCUGCAAACUUGGGCAAUAAAUAAAAAUGCAGGCUUCAUAACCCACCCCCAUGGAUUAAUCCAUUGGUAUCUGAUAUACCAGUUAAAGGUGACCUGUAAAGGAUUUUUUUUCAAUUUUUUUUCAAUUAAAAUGAAGCCCUCUUCUUUCUUUGAUACAUGAAAAUGCAGGAAGUUCACUGCCCACACCUUUGAUUUGUAUUUCUUUUUCCCCAAGGUGUGAGGUGCAGAUUAUGAGCUGUAUCAAGUGUUGCUGGAUGGCAGAAGUUACUAGCCUAGACUAAAAUUGGUCCUCUGGCUUUGGAGUUGAGUUAGACUCAUCUCUGAAUCUGAGAGCCUGCUUAACAUCUUCUGCAGUGCCAUAGGUAUUUCAGAUGAAUGAUUUUUAAAUAUUUUAUGCCUUUGAACAAGGCACCUUUUUUUCCCCUCCUCCUUUCCAGUGUCACCUUUCAGUUAUUGUCCACAGCAGAAAUCUGCAAACAUAAAAAGUGCAGCUGUGUUUGGCUGUCAUCAGAGAAGACUAAAUGGAUUAUUUGGUGCUUCUAAUUAGCCUUGUGCUAAAUUCUGAAUUGUAGACCCCCUUUGCCUUUUCUCUUUUCCUCGAAAAGUCCCAAUGACUUGGGAAAAACACAAAUUCCUUUGUGAUGGACCUGGGGCUUGUGAUCCUCGUCUCAAAACCAUUGGUGAAGCAGCUUAACAAAUCCAUCUGAGAGGGGCAGGCCAGUCUGCACAGGCAGUGAGUGGGUGCUGGUGGGUGCAGUGUCAAACUGAGCCCCCCUUGCAGUGCAGCUGUGCUCCAGCUGUGCUCCAGCUGUGGCUGGGCCCAGGGGUGCUGGAGGCAGUCCCAUCACACCCGUGAGUCUCUAGGGCAUCACCCUUUUGUUUCUUAACCAGCUGGCAUCACCUCAGUACUGUAUCAAUCUGUGCCACAACAAAAAGACAAAAGUGUCAGGUUUGAAAAUGAAAAAUCUUAAAAAAAAAACAAACAACCUACUUUGUUUAAAAUAUAACAAAAAGAAUUAAACAAGAAAAAGGACGUGUGGAUUCUGGUUAGUCCAUUAACGUUUACUUUCAGUUUAAGAUUGUUUAAUUUUGUAUUUGACUCCAGAGUAAUGAAACUGUAAGCUGCCAAAAAAAAAAAAAAAAAAAGAAAAAAAAAAAAAAGUUGUUCUCUGAGCAGUAUUUUCAACUGUGCCUGUGGCCCCAGGGCCCCAGUGCAGUUUGCAGGGAAGUAUUCAGGUUGUAGUUAGUCGUGCAGGUAUGAGAGGAAUGGCUGAAGAAAUUCAAAGACUUUUUCUCGUUAGCAUUAGACCAAACAAUCAGACAAAGAGUGAAUAACCCACGAGCCAGUGUGACAGUUGUGACCUGUGGGACGUGAGACAAACCAUGUCACCUGUCUGCAUCUCUGCAAGCAGCGAUUUCAUGAACCAGUUGCCUUAAGUCUGUGAAUGAAUGUUGAUUAUAUUAUUAAAGUGUCUUGUAUUGUUUUCCAAUCCACAUAGAAUGGGCAACUGAACUUCUGCACCAGCCUCUGCAGGAAUGGUUCUGAUGAUGUUCUGUACAACCAUACUUGUACUGUAUCAUUUUGGCUCUUAAAACCCCCAAAUUUUAAAAAAUUUACUGUAACUUAGUACAGCAUUAAAAUGACACUUGGUGACAAUACAAAGACAAAAAACAUAGCACAGCUUUGAUCUCUGUUAGCAUUAAGAGUAUUUUCUAUAAGUUCUGAUCAGUUCUAUUUUUUUUUAACCCACCCAUUCUUGUAUGGGAAUAAAACUCAGAGUGCUCUGCAAUCAGGUUUGGACUCCCCUGGGUAUUCAGAUUUGGCCAACAACUGUCACAGUUGUUUAUUUUGACACUAUCAUCAUACUUGAAAUUUCAAGUGUUGAGUUUGCGUGGAUAUACAUACGCUAUAUAUUUAGAGUUUCUAGAUUCUAAAAAAAAAAAGCAAUAGAGUUCUGUCCAUAAAGUCAGAAAACGAGUGGAAUGUUUGUAAAAUUUGCAAUACGGGUAUUUGAUUGUAUUUUAAAUACAAGAUUUAAAAAAAAAAUUCAAAUAGGAAAAAUUAAAAAAACAACCCUUGUUUCCUAAAUCUCUUGCAUAUUUUGAAGUGCAGUUGCUGCAUGCAGGUCACCAGGGCUGUUCUAAACCCUGGGUUUCAGUUCUACUUCUGGAUAUUAUAGAAAUAUUAAAAACCCUUUUCCCAGUUGGUCAUUCUAAAGACAUGCUGCCUGGCCUGAAGUUCUGUUGUCCUUUUUAUGUUGGGUUAAAAAACGGUUUUUUUGCCUGUAUGGGUAUUUUUAAAUGAAGCUGUAAGGCAGAAUGCCUUAGACCCUUGAAACCCAACAGAAGUGUUCACAAAGAAAUUGCCAUUUGUAACCUUAGGGCUGUGCACAGAAUCCUUGGUCACACCACGAGGCGUGGCAGGCUGGGCAUGGGGAGCUGGUGGCAAAUGUACAAUAUUGCUGUGUUCAUUUAGGUAGCUUUGGAAGAAUAAUUUUGUCUCUUUGUUUCGCCCUUUUGGUCUUUAUUAAAACAGCAAAAGUUGUACGUGGAAGAAACUCAACACCUGGAGGCGUUUUUGGUUGUCAGUGUACGCAAUCACUUUUCUUACAGCAUGAUUUUGAUUAGACUGGUUGGGGACAAUAAAGUAUCUAAAUGACACUGGUGUGUGCUGAUGUUGCAGCUUUUGAAAUUUCAAUGUAAAAAAAGAAAAAAAAAAAACCAAGAAAAAGAAUCUGUAGCUGUGUGACUUCCGAAGGCGUAACCCUCUGUUGGACAGAUUGUUUUUAACCUAAUAAACCACAGUUCUGCACAGCCCUAUUUGUAAAACAAAAACAAGUUUGUGCCUCUGAUUCCAAGGUGCUGUGAUGUUUUUUGCCUUUGUGGGGUGAGGAGGGGCAGGUGAGGCUGGCGUGGGGCAAUUGCUUCAAAAUCUCUGGGCUAACUAUGCAAAACCAGCUGUCAGUUCUCUGUUUCACAUGAUGUUGUAAAAUCCCAGCUGACUCUCUCUUAUUUCUUGUUAAAGAUCUAUUGGGAGCUCCUCAACAGAGGAGUAAGCAAUGGAAAUGUUUCUUUCUUUCUUUCUUUUUUUCCUUUUUUUUUUUUCCUUAUGAUGGAGCUGUUUACACUUUGAUGCAAUGAACAAUCCAGCAAUACUUGAGAAACACUACAGAUACCAUAUGAGUGUUUGCAGGAGAGAGAAGUGUUGUCAAUCAGGUAUUGAAUGGUUUCUUUACUGUCACAAAUAAAAAAUUUUAACAAUAUAGCUACUUGUGCAUGUAAUACUUCUCUGGGAAAAAGCAUUUCUGCACUUCUCCUUCAGGAACAGGCACUGAUUCAGCAGGGAAUCACUGCUGCUAAUGCACAUCCAUGGCAGAGGGUGAAAUCACCCAUCCCUGUCCCUCCUCCUCCUCCUCCUCUCCCCUCCCAGUCAUGGCAGGACUCCUCAGUGGCUGCCCUGGCACCUGCUUGUGCAAGCAGAGCUGAUGAACUGCUGCUGAACUCUGCUAAAUAAAUUGGUGGCGACUCUUGCAGAUGUUCCAGCUAUUUAGAUCUCUUGGAUGAGAUCAUACAAUAAUUUGUUCAAGUC
Molecule: messenger RNA, 6067 nt
Organism: Zonotrichia leucophrys gambelii
Lineage: Eukaryota; Metazoa; Chordata; Aves; Passeriformes; Passerellidae
Gene: CTDSPL
Product: CTD small phosphatase like
Exons: 9
Coding region: 489-1370 (293 amino acids)
Molecular function (GO): RNA polymerase II CTD heptapeptide repeat phosphatase activity
Source: RefSeq, a predicted model, not a curated record